Alexandromys fortis (reed vole) is the source of this 5335-nucleotide messenger RNA. RefSeq names its product catenin delta 1 (gene Ctnnd1). The coding region runs from base 407 to 3229 and encodes 940 amino acids. Gene Ontology annotation, biological process: cell-cell adhesion; cell-cell junction assembly. NCBI's taxonomy places the organism in Eukaryota, Metazoa, Chordata, Mammalia, Rodentia, Cricetidae. Gene Ontology annotation, molecular function: cadherin binding. Gene Ontology annotation, cellular component: cytoplasm; adherens junction; plasma membrane. The record is from RefSeq and is a predicted model, not a curated record. The transcript has 19 exons.
GAGAAGGGGGGUCGAGCAGGAGGAAGGGAGGGAGAGACAGAGACAGACGCGGAGGGAGAGGGAAAGAGGCAGGAAAGAUCCCGAAACGAGGAAGAGGAAGCGGUGGCGAACCUCGUUGGAUUUUCUUUCUCAGCACACUGCUGAAGCUUUGGGUUUUCUCUUAAAGGAUCGGCUUUAGAAGUCCACAUCUGAGCUCUCUCCUUCCUGCUUGCUGCUUGCUGAGGUGGCUGGGAUGCUUCCAUGACUUAUGUGAAUCUAGACUGGGCUGUUCUCUGUGCUAAACCAAUCAAUUACGACCCUUCUCUUAACAGUGUGAAGUGAGGGGGGCCUAUUCCCUCCUUCCUACUCCCUCUGUGGUCCACCUCACUUUUUAUCCUGCCCUGCGGCGGCUCCUCCCCUUACCUUCAUGGACGACUCAGAGGUGGAGUCGACCGCCAGCAUCUUGGCCUCUGUGAAGGAACAAGAGGCCCAGUUUGAGAAGCUGACCCGGGCGCUGGAGGAGGAACGGCGCCACGUCUCGGCGCAACUGGAACGCGUCCGGGUCUCACCACAAGAUGCCAACACACUCAUGGCUAACGGCACCCUCACCCGUCGGCAUCAGGUAACCCUCUCUUCAUCAGACCCGCAGAACGGCCGGUUUAUGGGCGAUGCUGACCUUGAGAGACAGAAAUUUUCAGAUUUGAAACUCAACGGACCCCAGGAUCACAACCACCUUCUGUAUAGCACUAUCCCCAGGAUGCAGGAGCCAGGGCAGAUUGUGGAAACCUACACAGAGGAGGACCCUGAAGGAGCCAUGUCUGUUGUUUCUGUGGAGACCUCAGAUGAUGGGACCACUAGGCGAACGGAGACGACCGUUAAGAAAGUUGUGAAGACAGUGACAACGCGGACGGUACAGCCAGUCCCCAUGGGACCGGACGGACUGCCUGUGGACGCCUCGGUCUCCAACAGCUAUAUCCAGACUCUGGGCCGUGACUUCAGAAAGAAUGGCAAUGGGGGGCCUGGUCCCUAUGUGGGGCAGGCAGGCACAGCAACUCUUCCUAGGAACUUCCACUACCCUCCAGAUGGGUAUGGCCGGCACUAUGAAGACGGCUAUCCGGGCGGAAGUGACAACUAUGGCAGUCUGUCCCGGGUGACCCGCAUUGAGGAGCGGUAUAGACCCAGCAUGGAAGGCUACCGGGCACCCAGUAGACAAGAUGUCUAUGGUCCCCAGCCCCAGGUUCGAGUAGGGGGGAGCAGUGUGGAUCUGCAUCGCUUUCAUCCAGAGCCUUAUGGGCUGGAGGAUGAUCAGCGCAGCAUGGGCUAUGACGACCUAGAUUACGGCAUGAUGUCCGAUUACGGCACUGCUCGCCGGACAGGAACACCGUCGGACCCUCGCCGACGUCUCAGGAGCUAUGAAGACAUGAUUGGUGAGGAGGUGCCACCAGAUCAGUACUACUGGGCUCCUUUGGCUCAGCAUGAGCGGGGAAGUUUAGCAAGCUUGGAUAGUCUGCGAAAGGGAAUGCCCCCACCUUCAAACUGGAGACAGCCUGAGCUGCCGGAGGUGAUCGCCAUGCUAGGCUUCCGCUUGGAUGCUGUGAAGUCCAAUGCUGCCGCAUACCUGCAGCACCUGUGCUAUCGCAACGACAAGGUGAAGACUGACGUGCGCAAGCUCAAGGGUAUCCCAGUGCUGGUGGGAUUGUUAGACCAUCCCAAAAAGGAAGUGCACCUUGGAGCCUGUGGAGCUCUCAAGAAUAUCUCUUUUGGACGUGACCAAGAUAACAAGAUUGCCAUAAAAAACUGUGAUGGUGUUCCUGCCCUUGUCCGGUUGCUGCGAAAAGCUCGUGAUAUGGACCUCACUGAAGUCAUCACUGGAACCCUGUGGAAUCUCUCAUCCCAUGACUCAAUCAAAAUGGAGAUUGUGGACCAUGCGCUGCACGCCUUGACGGACGAAGUGAUCAUUCCACACUCUGGCUGGGAGAGAGAACCCAAUGAGGACUGUAAGCCGCGGCACAUUGAAUGGGAGUCGGUGCUCACUAACACAGCCGGCUGCCUUAGAAAUGUAAGCUCAGAGAGGAGUGAAGCUCGCCGGAAGCUUCGGGAAUGUGAUGGCUUAGUUGAUGCCCUCAUUUUCAUUGUUCAGGCAGAAAUUGGGCAGAAGGAUUCAGACAGCAAGCUUGUGGAGAACUGUGUUUGCCUGCUCCGGAACUUAUCCUAUCAAGUUCACCGUGAGAUCCCACAGGCAGAACGCUACCAAGAGGCACUCCCCAGUGUGGCUAACAAUACCGGACCACAUGCUGCCAGUUGCUUUGGGGCCAAGAAGGGCAAAGGGAAAAAGCCUACAGAGGAUCCAGCAAACGAUACCGUGGAUUUCCCUAAAAGAACUAGUCCUGCUCGAGGCUAUGAACUCUUAUUUCAGCCAGAAGUGGUGCGGAUAUACAUUUCACUCCUCAAGGAGAGCAAGACGCCUGCCAUCCUAGAAGCCUCUGCUGGAGCCAUCCAGAAUUUGUGUGCUGGGCGCUGGACAUAUGGCCGAUACAUCCGCUCUGCUCUGCGUCAGGAGAAGGCUCUCUCCGCCAUAGCUGAUCUCCUGACCAGCGAACAUGAGCGAGUAGUGAAAGCUGCAUCCGGGGCGCUGAGAAACCUGGCUGUGGAUGCUCGGAACAAAGAGUUAAUUGGCAAACAUGCCAUUCCUAACUUGGUAAAGAAUCUGCCAGGAGGUCAGCAGAACUCCUCCUGGAAUUUCUCUGAAGACACUGUGGUUUCUAUUUUGAACACCAUCAAUGAAGUUAUUGCUGAGAACUUGGAAGCUGCCAAAAAGCUUCGAGAGACCCAGGGCAUUGAGAAGCUGGUGUUGAUCAACAAAUCAGGGAAUCGCUCAGAAAAAGAAGUUCGGGCAGCAGCUCUUGUCUUGCAGACGAUCUGGGGCUACAAGGAGCUUCGGAAGCCAUUGGAAAAAGAAGGGUGGAAGAAAUCAGACUUCCAGGUGAAUCUAAACAAUGCAUCGAGAAGCCAGAGCAGCCAUUCAUACGAUGAUAGCACUCUCCCUCUCAUUGACCGGAACCAGAAAUCAGAUAAGAAACCUGACCGGGAAGAAAUUCCAAUGAGCAAUAUGGGGUCAAACACAAAGUCAUUAGAUAACAACUAUUCCACACUGAAUGAAAGAGGAGACCACAACAGAACACUGGAUCGAUCUGGGGAUCUGGGUGAUAUGGAGCCAUUGAAGGGAGCACCCCUGAUGCAGAAGAUUUAACACCACUCUGCUGCUCCAUCUGGGCUUAUAAUAUAUUACUUUUAUUUUUUGGUGGUGAAAUGGACUGAUGAUUUUUUCCUUUCUUCGCUGGACUAUUGUGCCAACUGCCAGGCUGCCUCCUACCCGUACAGCCCAGAGUGGCUGCCUUCAUUCCACCAGUUCCCGACAUCUUCCACUGAAGUUUAAUUGUCCUGUCCUUCCAUCCCCUACCUCGUUUCCCCAAGAAACCUGACUCAGCUAUUUGCGUAUCUUGAGAUACUGCUGCAGAUUAGCUCUUUUUGCCAGCUCUCCCCGGAAUCUUGGCCUGUGUGGAGGGAGGGGAGAGUGGAACUCUUCACUGGAAGCCAUGGGAAGAACUGAAAAUUGCACGCUGUAUAUGCAGUAUUCAGCACUCUGACAAACUGAUGACUUCUAAUCAAGACUAUCUUUCUGGUGGGGAGGGAACUUUUAAUUUUGUUUUGGAUAAUGGGAAGUGUGAGUUCUUCCCUUAUCCAGUGGCUGUUUUUGAAGCCAAGAAGGCUGGAAACAUUGGCACAUUCCACCUGGCAAGGGCCCUCAAGUAAGUGAGGCACUCCUCAAACUGGGAUUAGGAACUCCUGUUCCUCCUGUCCAAGGCAGGGACCACAAAGAACCUACAGACUCCAUCUCCUCUGUCAGCUUCAGGCCAACCUUGGGAUGCUGCCCUGACCAAGGCUGUCCUCAACCCUCCUCUCUUACCCUGUGAUGAAUCUGCUAAUGACCUGGCUGUUUGCAAGGCUAUGUGAAAAGAGAAUGCCAUGGACCACUUUUGGUCGAGAAGAUGAGCUUCCGGGAGGAAGUAGAAGGAAUGUACAUGAAGCGGUUAGUCUGGAGCUGCAGGAAGCUUCAAGCUGGCCUUCCCCACCUUCCCCUCCCCAUCUCUCUUCUCUAUAGGCUUGUCCCUCCUUCUCCCCUCUCCCCUCCCUGGAUUUGUUGGCCAACUACAAGACUUGUACAUAACUCCUGCCCCCUUUGCCCUGCUAAGGUAGGAGUUGCCCUGGCUUUGCCUCUUCUUCGUGCCUUUGGCCUGGGGUGCAUCUCCUUCCUCUUCCACGUGCCUUUCUUUGCCUCUGCAGUCUCAUUUCUCAUGAUUUUGCAAGUUAGAUUUUGUUACUUUCUUACCCACUGGUGACCCUCGGUAGCUGAAGGAAAGGAGUGUUGACCUAAGGAACCUCAAGUCCCCGUUGGGGGUUGUUGUAGCCUCUGAUUUAGCCACAGUAGGCUUCUGCUUAACAAUGUACAGUUGGGGCUGAAAAUCCCAUCCCGCUAAGUCUCAAAGUGAGGCGAGUAGUUGGGAGUGCCAUGACUCCUACUCCUUGGUUGUCCUUAGUUCCCAUCAUCUCUGGAAGAUUAUAGGGAACCAAGGGUUUCUCUCCAGUUCUUUAGCCUUUGUUAUACCCUUCCAAUUGUAGGGACUAUUACAACUUGGAAUCCGCUACUAUGUGGGUUUUUUUUUUUUUUUUGUAAACUUUUUUUUUCCUGAUUUGCCUUCAAUUCCUUAAUCUAAAAGCUCUGUUCAAUGCAACUGGAAUUCUUUAUCCCUCUUGUCCUGUUCCUUAAUAUAUUGAGGCUAUGGGGUAGGAGAAAAGUGCACAGCCCACCAACCCCUUUCCCUAUGCAUUACAAUUUUUUUAACCUUUUGCUUCCCUCCCAGAUCUUCUUACCCCAUCCCUCCCAUGUCUUCCUACGCAGUCAACCCUUUCUGGCAAUCAGAGCCUCUCCUCCCAUGGCCCUCAGAGGACACUGCACAGGGAGCCUCCCCCCACAGACCUGGCUCUAGUCUUGGUUUUUCUUGUCCUCCGCGCUCUUCCUGGUGCUCUUUCUCUCGGUGGGGUGUGGGUAAUAGAAUAGCCAUGGGCUUUUGGGGACCUUUAACUGUUUUUUGUUCGUUUGUUUGUUUUGUUUUUUCCGCUUUCAUUUAUAAAAACACUAAACAUUCAAUUUCAGCAAACCAAAAAUCCUACCUUCCCACCGAACACUACUAAGGGGCAUGUCUUCUGCUCUGUAUCUUCUCUCUCUUUCUUUCUCUCUUGUUAAUGCUUUUAAAAACAAAUGAGUUUUUUAUAUAAAUAAAGUUUUUAAAGUGUG